GCCCCUCCUCUCCUGCCCUACUUCCCUCCUCACAGCCCCCCUGCCCAGCCCCUGCCGCAGUCUGGUGUCUCGGCCGCGCCCAGACUGUUAGAGCCGCCCAGCGUAACAUGCAAAGCGCGGUUGCAAAAUGGACACUGAGGGCUCGGCGGGCACAGGCUGCGCUCCAAGCCCAUAAGCAAAAUGGCGGCGAUUUGGCUUCGCCUUGGUAACCCUGCCCCUGCCAGGCGGGGCCGGUGAGCCCCGUGCAGGGGGAGGGAGGGGAGAGCGGACGCCAUUUUCCCAGAGAGAGGCAGUGACAUAGAAGGGAGCGUAGGAGGCUGAAAGGAGGGAGACACGGGAGCAGCGGCGGCAGCGGGGUUUGUACACAGGUCCCAAGGCAAAGGCGCUUCCCAGCUGGUCCCCGUAGGGUUCUGUGCACUGAGCUAGGUUCGGGGGGAGGGGGGGUCUCCUCUUUCCUUUCUUUCCCUUUUCUUUCUUUUACUAGAGCCUGCUGAGGGUUCAGUCCUGCCUAGGAUAGGGACAUCCGCAGUGGGGCUAUUGCAUUGUUUUGGUUGGGAUAGAGAAGGGGCUCAGCUGAGGGGUCCUGCUGCCUGGCCUGUGACCAUUACAGUCUCAUAUUUUGUCUAACUUCCACUGAGAGAAGAAAAGGAGGAGUGAAGAGAGAGAAGAGGGUUUGUGGAUGCACUUAGAUGUUUGCAAUGAGCACUGUGGCUGGCAUGCCCCAGUGUUUUGGAUACCAAUGCAUAGGACUCCGUAGUAAUCGAAUUUAUCAGAAACGAACGUCAUGAGCAUAGUGAUCCCAUUGGGGGUUGACACAGCAGAUACUUCUUAUUUGGAAAUGGCUGCAGGCUCAGAACCAGAAUCUGUAGAAGCUAGCCCUGUGGUAGUUGAAAAAUCGAACAGUUAUCCGCACCAGUUGUAUACCAGCAGCUCGCAUUCACACAGUUACAUUGGUUUGCCCUAUGCAGACCAUAACUAUGGUGCUCGGCCGCCUCCAACGCCUCCAGCUUCUCCUCCUCCAUCAGUGCUUAUAAGCAAGAAUGAAGUAGGCAUAUUUACCACUCCCAACUUUGAUGAAACCUCCAGUGCUACUACCAUCAGUACGUCAGAGGAUGGAAGCUAUGGAACUGAUAUUACCAGAUGCAUUUGUGGCUUUACACAUGAUGACGGAUAUAUGAUCUGUUGUGACAAAUGCAGUGUCUGGCAGCACAUUGACUGCAUGGGGAUUGACAGGCAGCAUAUUCCUGACAUAUAUCUGUGUGAACGUUGUCAACCAAGGAGUUUAGAUAAAGAAAGGGCAGUGCUGUUGCAACGAAGGAAAAGGGAAAAUAUGUCAGAUGGGGAUACCAGUGCAACAGAGAGUGGUGAUGAGGUUCCUGUGGAACUGUAUACUGCUUUUCAACAUACACCAACUACAAUUACUUUAACUGCUACAAGAGUUACAAAAGUCAAUGAUAAGAAAAGGAAAAAAAGUGGAGAGAAAGAACAGAACAUAGCAAAAUGUAAAAAAGCAUUUCGAGAAGGAUCCAGGAAAUCUUCACGAGUAAAGCAUCACACCUUUUUGAAUGCUGUUUGUAUGUUUGGUUCUCUUGAUGCACAAAAUAAAUGUGAACAGGGCUCAGCUCCAGAGAUUGAUCCUACUGACAGUUCGAACUUUGGAUGGGAAACAAAAAUCAAGGCAUGGAUGGAUCGUUAUGAAGAAGCAAAUAAUAACCAAUACAGUGAGGGUGUCCAGAGGGAGGCACAAAAAAUAGCUCUGCGAUUAGGCAAUGGAAAUGACAAAAAAGAAGUCAGCACCAGCAAUCUGAUGUUCAAACCUCCAGUAGAGAGCUACGUGCAAAAAAACAAGAAAAUUUUAAAAGCUGCCAAAGACUUGCCUCCUGAUGCACUUAUUAUUGAAUACAGAGGGAAGUUCAUGCUGAGAGAACAGUUUGAAGCUAAUGGAUAUUUCUUUAAAAGGCCAUACCCAUUUGUUUUGUUUUAUUCCAAAUUCCAUGGGCUAGAAAUGUGUGUUGAUGCAAGGACUUUUGGAAAUGAAGCUCGAUUCAUCAGGCGUUCAUGUACGCCAAAUGCAGAGGUGAGGCAUGUAAUUGAAGAUGGAACAAUUCAUCUUUAUAUUUACUCCAUCCAUAACAUUCCAAAGGGAGCAGAGAUUACUAUAGCGUUUGAUUUCGAUUAUGGAAAUUGUAAAUACAAAGUGGAUUGUGCUUGCCUCAAAGAAAAUCCUGAAUGUCCAGUUCUCAGACGUUCUGAGCCUACAGAAAACAUCAAUACUGGAUAUGAAACCAGAAGGAAAAAAGGAAAGAAAGAGAAAGAUGUUUCAAGAGAAAGAGAGACUCAAAAUCAAAACAUCACGUUGGACUGUGAAGGAGCAGCCACCAAAAUAAAAAUUGCAGAUAAUAAACAAAGGAAGCUCUCUCCCCUCAGGCUGUCCAUUUCUAAUAACCAGGAGCCAGAUUUUAUUGAUGAUAUAGAAGAAAAAACUCCCAUUAGCAAUGAAGUAGAAAUGGAAUCAGAGGAGCAGAUUGCAGAAAGGAAAAGGAAGAUGACGAGAGAAGAACGGAAAAUGGAAGCUAUCCUGCAAGCUUUUGCCAGACUAGAAAAGAGAGAAAAAAGAAGAGAACAGGCUUUGGAAAGAAUCAGCACAGCAAAAACUGAGGUUAAAUCAGAAUGCAAGGAAGCACAGAUUCUCAAUGAUGCUGAAUUUAUUCAGGAACCAGCAAAAGAAGAAACUGCCACCAAGCCUACCCCAGCCAAAGUUAAUAGAGCUAAACAGAGAAAAAGCUUCUCACGGAGUAGAACUCACAUUGGACAACAACGCAGACGUCACAGAACUGUCAGCAUGUGUUCAGAUAUCCAGCCGUCUUCUCCUGACGUGGAAGUAACUUCACAACACAAUGAAACUGAGAAUACUGCACUGGUAGCUGAGCCUGAAGCAGAAACUGUUGUUACUGAAAUGGUUACUGAAAUGGAAGCUCCAGCACUUAAUAAAUGCCCUACUAAGUAUCCUAAAACAAAGAAGCACUUGGUCAGUGAAUGGUUAAGUGAAAAGAGUGAUAAAACAGGGAAGCCUACAGACAGUCUAUCGGAAAGGCCGCUACGCAUAACUACGGACCCUGAAGUUCUGGCUACUCAACUGAAUUCUUUACCAGGUCUCACUUACAGCCCACAUGUAUAUUCAACUCCAAAGCACUAUAUUCGUUUUACUUCACCAUUCCUUUCAGAAAAGAGGAGGAAAAAAGAACCUGUGGAAAACAUUACUGGCUCUUGUAAGAAGCGUUGGUUGAAGCAGGCUUUGGAAGAAGAAAAUUCAACGAUGAUUGAUAGAUUUAAUUCACCAUCACAAGAGAGAUCUAGAAGUCCAGCCAUCAAUGGUGAAAAUAAAAGUCCUUUAUUGCUGAAUGACAGCUGUUCUUUAACAGAUCUAACCACACCACUAAAAAAACGAAGACUCUAUCAGCUGCUGGAGUCUGCAUUCUCAGAAACCUCCACACCUACUCCUUCUCCAUAUGCCACACCGACUCAUGCUGACAUCACUGCCUCCGAGCCAUCAUUGUUUGCUACUCCUCCUAGGGUAAAAACGGAAGAUGAAGCUUGUAGAAAUGGUUACAAACCCAUCUAUUCGCCAGUUACUCCUGUAACUCCAUGUAUACAUGGAAAUACCAUGCACUUUGAGAAUAUUUCCUCACCUGACAGUUCCCCAGAAGUAAAAAGGCGAGCUUACAGUCAAGAGGGCUAUGACAGAGCAUCAAUUCUAGCGCUGAAUUCUUUCCGAAAUUCCAACCUGACAGAAAUGGGCCUGCAAGAAAUCAAGACUAUUGGAUAUUCCAGUCCAAGGAAUAGGACUGAUGUCACACGUCAGUGCACUGGAGAAAUGGAAUCUGUGUCAGACCUCCAGCUGGGACUCGAAGUAAUUGAGCAAAGUGCACUGCAUAAAAACCUGGAAGCCCCCCCACAUGAUAGGACUGAUUCAAACAGCCAAUUAGAAACUGCUCAUUGUGGACGGGGCACAAUUUAUUCUUCCUGGGUAAAAAGUCCCGACAGGACAGGUGUAAAUUUCUCAAUGAAUUCUAAUUUGAGGGACUUGACUCCUUCACAUCAGUUGGAGGUAGGAGGUGGAUUCAGAAUAAGUGAGUCAAAAUGCCUGAUUCAAGACGAUGCUAGAGGCAUGUUCAUGGAAGCAUCUGUUUUUUGUACUUCAGAAGAUGGAAUUGCAUCUGGCUUUGGAAGGACUGUCAAUAACGACAACUUGAUGGAUGGAAAUUGCACACCCCAGAAUCCUCCACAGAAGAAAAAGGUAUCCUUACUAGAAUACCGUAAGCGACAACGAGAAGCUAGAAAAAGUGGCUCAAAGACAGAGAACUUCCCCCUGGUUACUGUAUCUCCUCAUGCUGCUGCUGGAGGAAAUAUAAGUAGUAACAAUGGUGCUAAUGAUGGGUAUAACAACAGUGGUGAAAACGGGGAGCAGACUGAUAACGCUGCAAACCUGCCUGUACCACUGCCAACUACUGCUUAUAACGCAGCUCCAGAAGACACUGGCAACAACAGUGCGAUUAAGGAAUCGUCUUCCAGUGAGAAGAAUGAACCAGAAGUUCAGUGGACUGCAUCGACCUCUGUGGAACAAGUGAGAGAACGAAGUUACCAGAGAGCUUUGCUUCUCAGUGAUCACAGGAAAGACAAGGACAGUGGGGGAGAAUCACCUUGUAGCCCAUGCUCACUGUCUCAUGUUCAGUCUCCACCUUCACCUCAUACAAAUCUCAUUUCCCAGUUGCAGCUUUCAGUCCCUUCUUUCACUGAAUUUAUGGAAGAACCCGAUCCUGAAAAUCCAGAGCCUCCUUCUGAAUGUCCGUCCCCAGAUACUUCACAGAGGACUUGCAAGAGUCCGUCAAAAGCAAGCAAGCCCUCGUCACCGAGUCCUGUAGUUUCAACGCAGUCACUUGGGAAAACGCCCACAAAGCCGGAUUCGCACUGGGAACCUGCAGCUAAUGCCCCCGAGGCCGAAUGUGCCAAUCACCCCAAAUCCGAGGGGCCGCAAAAACAGCCGACAAACAACGUCCAAGCACUUUCAAAAACCCAUCCAUCUCAGCCACAUCCGCGCAGUUCUGCUGAGCAACUCUCCCAUUCACAGAAGUUGCCUUCCGCACCUUUGAAGCUGCAUUGCCCGCCUUCGCCCCACGUAGAGAAUCCCCCCAAGCCCUCGACCCCGCACGCGCCCGGGCAGCACGGUUACCUGUCACCAAAGCCCCACUCGCAGCAGCUGGGAUCUCCGUACAGACCUCACCACCCGCAGUCACCUCAGGUGGGAACGCCACAGAGGGAAACGCACCGCAACUUCUACCCGGCAGCCCCGACCCUUCAGCCCAGCAGCCAGCAGCAGGCCAGCGGCCCCCCCCUCUUCACUCAGACAACUUCAGGACAAUCUUCAGCUUCCUACAGCCAGUUUAACCAACAAAAUUUGAACAGCAAUGCGCCCCCUCCACCGCCCCCCCCACCUCCUUCUUCUACUUACUAUCAAAGCCAGCAGCCCUCUGGAAACUUUCAGAGCUACAGUCAGCUGAAGGGCAGCCUACCCCAGCAGACUGUCUUCUCAUCCGGACCAAACCAAGCACUUCCUGGCGCUGCAGGUCAGCAGACGGUGCCAGGACACCAUGUAACUGCAGGGCACUUCCUGCCCUCUCAGAACCCCACUAUUCAUCACCAGGCGUCGGCGUCUGCUGCUCCACCUCCUCCUCCACCACCCCCUGCUCCGGGACCUCACCUUGUACAGCAGCAAAGUACUCAUCAGCAGCACUCUGUAGCACACGUCGUCGGUCCAGUGCACGCCAUGGCUGUAGCUCCUGGAUCGCACAUCCAUUCUCAGGCUGCUGGUCACCAUUUGCCACCGCCACCUCCACCCCCAGGUCCUCUCCCCCACCACCAACCUCCCCACCCCCCAGCUGGACACCAAGGUUUGCAAGCACAACACCAGCACGUUGUAAACUCUGCACCACCUCCCCCACCGCCACCCCCCUCCAGCGUUAUGGGCUCUGGGCAUCACCCACCAUCAGCAGCACAAGGGUUACACCACCCAUCCCACCAAGGACCCCCCCAUUUCCCUUCCACCGCUCACACGAGUGUCUCGUCCUAUUCCUCGCCAGCCCCGCAUCACACGACGUUAGGACCUGGACCUCAACAUCAGCCUGCUGGAACGGGACCGCACUGCCCGCUCCCCGGGCAGGGUCCCCACAUCCAACCUCAAGGACCAAACAGUAUUGCCACGGCCACUGCCUCGGGGUUCUGCGCGCACCCCGGGGCUGUGCCGCUCCCCCACGUGCAGGGGCAGCAGCAGGCCUCACCCCUGCCCGGCCAGCUCCCCAUCCACAGAGCACAGGUGCCACCCACCUUCCAGAACAACUACCAUGGGUCAGGGUGGCACUGACGAACCAGCUUCCCCAGCCUAAACAUUUUUACAAUGUUGUGUAAGAUAAACUGUGUAUAUUUCCUCUGUACCUGCGGAAGGUACUUUUUAAAGCUUGUACAUGAGACUUUGUAUAAAAGCGAACACCAGUGCUCCUCCUGCGUUGUAUUCUUUCCAUUUUUUGCUUUCUACAAUUCCGGAAGACGUGCUGUUAUAAGCCAGUAUUAGGUAUUUCUUUUGAUUUUGUAAGUGGACAUUCCAGCUGUUUUUUCGGGCAGUAGGUUUGAUGCUGCAUAAUCUUUAAAAGUUUUAUUGUUGCAGUUAAAUUCAUUUAGUGAAUGUUUUCUAUAUUACUUUUAUACAUAUGUAAUUAAAUAAGUACACAGGCUCAGUGAUGGCACUAACAACGUUUCCCCCCCUCCCCCCAUUUUCUUCUGUCAGCAGUUCUCUGUGUGCAUAGCGCUAGGAAACAAGGCAAUACAGAUUUUUCUAGUUUUGGUGUGGACAUGGCUUUUUGUUUCAUCAGUUAUUUGCAGAAAUUGUAAUUUAAUGUAUAGACUGUUUCUAAUGUCCCUGACGAGUGCUGUAAAUACUGUAUUUCUUUGGCUUGUAAAAUGGCUUAAAGCUGCUUUCAUUUGAUAUAGUAUUGUAUAUAAUAAGUCUCUUUUUUGCAAAAAAAAAAAAAAAGAAAAAGUGUGAUCUUUGUGAGAGUAGUACAGUAUAUGAUCUUUAAUUUUUUUUAAUAUACUGUCACAUUGCAGCACUGGUUGGGCAUUUUAAUUCAUGUUAAUAAAUCACAAUUAUGUCAGUUUUAA
Strigops habroptila (Kakapo) is the source of this 7212-nucleotide messenger RNA. RefSeq names its product lysine methyltransferase 2E (inactive) (gene KMT2E). NCBI's taxonomy places the organism in Eukaryota, Metazoa, Chordata, Aves, Psittaciformes, Psittacidae. The record is from RefSeq and is a predicted model, not a curated record. Gene Ontology annotation, molecular function: protein binding. Bases 785 to 6418 code for a protein of 1877 amino acids. The transcript has 28 exons.